AUGGUAAAUUUAGAAGUUUGGUUAGAUCCUGGUUUUGACAUGGAAAAAUGGACUGCAACGGGUAGAAUAGAUGACUGUGGUCCUUUAGGUCCUAUUGAGAGAUCUGGUUGGUUAGUCGAAGAAUAUGUAGUCGACUAUUUCCGAAAAUUGAAUAAGAUGGUAAUUGAUCAUUACAGUGCUUUCCAAAACCCCGAAGUGGCCGCCUAUUUUGAUUUGAAAGGAGAUGAAGACAUUAGGAAAAUUAUGCAUCAAGAUAAAAACUGCUCUAUUGAUGAAUGCGAAAACUUCUAUGUUUAUGAACCUAUCCAGUGCACCCAAAACAAUGUCAAAUGUGCAACACUUUUGGUUGACUUUCCAGAAUCUACAGAAAAUCUUCUGAAGCAUCAGAUUACAAAAUUUAAGCUGCUGGUGAAUAUUGCUUGGGUCGGAGAUUUCUUGGAAAAUAUUGUGGAGGCUAGAACUCAAGAGAGAAAGCAGACGUUAUUUUUCCACAAAAGGCAAACACUUCUGAGUAGCAUUGGAAAAUUUGUCCGAGUGGGUUUCCCUGAUUGUGAGGAUGAAGCAUCCAUUUGUGAUUUUGAAGUUGGCCAGAUGGAAAAAGUUGUUUGGUCUAAAAUCAAAACAAAUGCACCACUAGCCUUUUAUGUUCUCCGCAAAAUGCAACUAGAUCAACUAGAGUACAUGAAAUUACUGAGGCGUCAUGAUGAAUUGAGUCGACAAGGGCGUCGGAUAUCAGAAGUAGCAUCUGCUUCUAUGGCUGCUGCGGCAGUCAACAGAAAUCAGUCUAUAUUGUUCAACUAUAAAUUGGAGAUUUUAGAACAAGAUGGUCAGUGUCGUACUGAACAGGAGCUGAAAAGUUUUAUCAAUUAUGUGAGUAACUCUACUUACAGAACAAUGGUUGGUAUACUAGCAUCUGCUGAGGAAAUCCGCCUAGAAGAGGAAGAAAAAGAAAAGGAAAUCGAGGAAGUAGUUGAUGAGGAAUGGAGUUUAGUGUCAAAAGCUCUGCAGCUAGAUCCUGUAACAACAUUUCGAGACUUUGUCAACAUAGAUGAUGAUGUUCAAGUGUGUGGAAAUUUAUCGGACAAAGACAUAGUUGACGAAUUUCGACCACUCUCAGAAGAGGAAGAUGAGAGUGAAGAACUUAUCCAUCCGAAACAGAUAACCUUUAAUGAAGCAAAAAGUGCCAUGCAUGUGAUGCGGUUGUUUAUUGAAUCGAGACCUGAUAUGGACUUAAAGACAUUCAAUGCUGGCAUGACUGCAGCUAACGGCUUUGUGUGGUUUCUCCCGCUUUGGCUCUCUGAUGACUGGUUCAGUAAGGAAAACAUCCCUGGAAGACGCUAUGGUGAUGUAAAAACAGUGAAGUGUAGCACCGCAGAGAUGAUUGAGGCUGUUAACGGUCACAUGAGCAUAACUUACAAGUUUUAUGCUGACAAUGACACUUUAAUGCAAGAAGGGAAACCUGUUGGUGAGUGGAUUAAAGAAUACACAGGUGCAGCAUCAAAAGAGCAUAUCCAAGUGAGUCCUUAUGGAGGGUAUGCAUAUGAUGCAGUUUGGGCAUAUGCACUGGCACUGGACGUUUUAUUUAAAGAAGACGCUUCUCACGUAACAACACUUCAUACAUCCAAGACAUCAAGGAGACUUGCUGACUUAUUGAACAGAACACAUUUUAAUGGCGUCACAGGUUCUUUGCAAUUUGCUUCAAGUAAACCAUCAGACCUCUUGAUUUGGCAGUGGGUGAACUUUUCAAGCCAGGUGAUUGGAAUAUACAGGUCUAAUAUUAAAAAGUUGGAACUAAAUGAGAGCAAGAUAGUUUGGUUGAUGCGAGAUGGCAGAAAGCCAAUUGACGACGCAACAAGCAAGAAAAAUCUUGACUUUCCUACACCAAACUCCGCUGCUAAUUUUGAAGCGGCUUCAUUAUUUUUCAGCCUCUUCAAUAUCAUUCCUUUGUCUCCUAGCGAAAGAACAACUCUUUUUCGCUUUCCAGACAUCUUUUCACCUUCGUUGCAGAAAAAGAAAUGA
This is a messenger RNA of Uloborus diversus, 2019 nucleotides long. RefSeq lists its product as uncharacterized. The coding region runs from base 1 to 2019 and encodes 672 amino acids. The record is from RefSeq and is a predicted model, not a curated record. Gene Ontology annotation, molecular function: G protein-coupled GABA receptor activity. Gene Ontology annotation, biological process: gamma-aminobutyric acid signaling pathway; G protein-coupled receptor signaling pathway. Gene Ontology annotation, cellular component: G protein-coupled receptor heterodimeric complex; membrane. Lineage: Eukaryota; Metazoa; Arthropoda; Arachnida; Araneae; Uloboridae. The transcript is spliced from 10 exons.